Molecule: messenger RNA, 1287 nt
Organism: Spinacia oleracea (spinach)
Lineage: Eukaryota; Viridiplantae; Streptophyta; Magnoliopsida; Caryophyllales; Amaranthaceae
Product: exosome complex component RRP4 homolog
Exons: 7
Coding region: 54-1013 (319 amino acids)
Biological process (GO): exonucleolytic trimming to generate mature 3'-end of 5.8S rRNA from tricistronic rRNA transcript (SSU-rRNA, 5.8S rRNA, LSU-rRNA); CUT catabolic process; poly(A)-dependent snoRNA 3'-end processing
Cellular component (GO): cytoplasmic exosome (RNase complex); nuclear exosome (RNase complex)
Molecular function (GO): RNA binding
Source: RefSeq, a predicted model, not a curated record
AAUUCUCCAAAACGAAUUAUGAGAAAGAGCUACAACAACAAUUUGCACGAAAGAUGAGAGAAAUAGAAUUAUCGUUGAAUCAAACCCAAAAGAUUCGACUACAAAGAGCCUUAGAUAGGCUCCAAUCUCUCUCUUCCAAAUCCACUUCUAAUUCUUCCGUCACGGUCGCCGACACCAUCCCUGUCAACGAUGAAGAUGGCAUCCUCAAGGGGCAUGGAACAUUAGAGGUCGACAGCGAAGUGGUCGCGACUGUGUGCGGCGUUGUCGAAAGAGUUAACAAGCUCAUCUAUGUUCGUUCUUUGCGAUCCAGGUACAAGCCUGAAACAGGAGAUAUUGUGGUUGGACGAGUUGUUGAGGUUGCUCAAAAGCGGUGGAGAAUUGAGAUAAAUUCAAACCAAGAUGCGGUUCUAAUGCUUUCUUCUGUGACUUUGCCUGAUGGCAUCCAGAGGCGGCGUACACCAAUUGAUGAACUCAACAUGCGUAAUAUCUUUGUAGAGAAUGAUGUCAUUUCUGCUGAGGUUCGAAAUGGUCAACAUGACGGUAUUUGGCAGCUACAUGCAAGGAGUAACAAGUAUGGCAAGCUUGACAGGGGCCAAUUGAUCGCUGUCCCUACAUACUUGGUGAAAAGACGCAAGCAACACUUCCACCAGUUGGAUAAAUACGGGGUUCUGUUAAUACUUGGAUGUAAUGGUUAUGUCUGGGUUGGUGAACUCACUGAAGCAAAAGAUAGUAUGGAAGUGGAUGAUGUGAAUGAAUCUGAGAAAAGCAAUGCAAAAUCCAGCGAUCAAACGAAACUUGAAGAAAAUUACACUGCCUUGGAAACAAGGGAAAACAUUUGCAGGAUUGCGAAUGCUGUGCGAGUCUUGUCCAUUCUAGGUUUUAGUAUAACUGUUGAAGUUAUACUGGAGAUGUGUGAAUUGAGUAUCUUAUUGAAUCUUGACAUCCAUGAUAUGCUUGGAGCUGAGUUCUGUGUUACAGUUGCUGAGAAAGAGGCUGUCAGACGGAGUUUGUAAAUAAGAGGAAGGGUUGAUUAUAGUUUCGCGAAAAUGCCUGUCAAGGUAGUUUAACAGAAGCCCCAAUUAUGGUUAGAACAACGUCCUUUUUUGAACUUUUUUAUUGAGCAAGGGUGAACCGUGAAUGUAAUAGAGACAUUCAUCAUAGACUAAACUUUUUUAAACCAUGAAUAUGUUUUAUCUUAAAAUCAAUCAUUUAGGGCUCAUCGGUAUCAGUUUCAGUUUUCAAACCUGUUAGAUUUUUAAACCGACAAAACAUGAUAUUCGUUUUCGA